CCCUUCCCUUACAUUAGUCAGGACGGUCACACUUUGCCUUUGUUUUGAUUAUUAUACUAUUCAUAUUUUUUGCAACUAUCAAUACGCAUUUAAGUUACUCUAAAUUUAUCUGAAAGGAUGUCCAACGCCGGCUACAGCCAGCUGCCCAUUGGCAGUGGCGACCACGAGCGACGACAGGCUCAGUUGGUGGCCAACACCUACGACGUGCUUCAACGGACGGGGGAGAGUAUCCAACGCUCUAACCAGAUUGCCAUUGAAACUGAGAAUAUGGGGGCGGAGGUUCUGGGCGAGCUGGGAGAGCAGCGGGAGUCUCUAUUGCGCACCACACGCCGAUUGGAGGAUGCCGACGAGGAUCUUUCCAAGUCUCGAGCCAUCAUUCGGAAGCUAAGCCGGGAGGUGCUCUAUAACAAGAUCAUUCUAAUACUCAUUAUCGUGCUGGAAGUGGGCAUCCUUAUCGGGCUGCUGGUGCUUAAAUUCGUGCACCUGUAGCUCUGAAGGUUAUUCUAUUCCAAAGACACGCAAGAUGGUGGUCGUAUUUAAAUCGUUAUAACUUGUAUCCAUAUUGCCUUAACUGUAAGCUACUAUAUAAUAAUAAAUUUUUGUUUUUUCUCACAAAAAAAAAACAAAUUUAUUAAUUAUGAUAUACCCGGCUAUAAAUCGGGCUAAUGAUUAUGUUUAUUCAAUGUUUGGUAUAACGUCAAUGCCUUAGACACCUAAAAUAUGUAUUUGAUAAUAAAACACAGAUAAAAUUGGA
This is a messenger RNA of Drosophila ananassae, 754 nucleotides long. RefSeq names its product vesicle transport through interaction with t-SNAREs homolog 1B (gene Vti1b). Gene Ontology annotation, molecular function: SNARE binding; SNAP receptor activity. The transcript has 2 exons. Gene Ontology annotation, biological process: vesicle fusion with Golgi apparatus; intra-Golgi vesicle-mediated transport; Golgi to vacuole transport. The record is from RefSeq and is a predicted model, not a curated record. Gene Ontology annotation, cellular component: endoplasmic reticulum membrane; ER to Golgi transport vesicle membrane; late endosome membrane. Lineage: Eukaryota; Metazoa; Arthropoda; Insecta; Diptera; Drosophilidae. The coding region runs from base 118 to 489 and encodes 123 amino acids.